GGGAGUGUCAUGUUUCGUUGUGGUGGUAGUGGUGGUGUACUGGACAUGUUUAUCUGGAAGUGCAAUCUCAGCUCGUCGACUCAGCGAACAAAGUCUACUGGAGAAUCACAUGGUGUGGACAGACAAUAAGUGGGUGGAGUUAGGGAUCCGUAUUUGAAAAGUGUCACUCACAUCAGUGCAGCUUGCAGCAAGUUCGUAGUAGCAUCUUCCUAGUGACACACUCAUUCAUCAUGGAGUGGACCAAAUACCGAAUGUUUCUGGCCUUACUAUUGGUCGUUACAGGAUCAAUCAACACUUUGAGUACAAAAUGGGCUGAUUUUAUGGAAUCUGUUGGUCUUGAUGGACAGAAAAGACAUUUUGUACACCCUUUUCUUCAGGCUAGUACAAUGUUCCUCGGAGAAAUGGCUUGCCUUGCUACUUUUAAAAUUUUAUAUUGGUACUACUCUCGCCGUCAAGAUGGUUCUGAGAGUCAAGAAAAGACAACUGCCGGUAAUACAAAUUUUAAAGCACUUAUUUUACUUCCACCUGCCAUGUGCGAUAUGAUUGCUACAUCAACAAUGUACAUUGGACUCAAUUUGACUUAUGCAUCAUCAUUCCAAAUGCUCAGAGGAUCUGUUAUUGUGUUCGUGGCACUUCUGUCAAUGGCAUUUUUGGAUCGCAAAUUACGCUGUGUUGAAUGGUUUGGAAUAAUUUUUGUUUUAAGUGGAUUGUCAGUUGUGGGUAUGUCUGAUUUUGCAUCAGGGUCUUCCUCUGAACACAAGGACACCAACUCUAUCAUUACUGGAGAUCUUUUAAUUAUUGCCGCACAAAUCAUUACUGCAUUUCAAAUGGUGUAUGAGGAAAAGUUUGUUAAGGACAAAGAUAUUCCUGCGCUAAUGGUUGUGGGCUAUGAAGGCUUGUGGGGCUUUGUUGUAUUGGGGAGCCUGUUGGUUCCAUUUUAUUGGAUCCCAGCAUAUCCACCAUUCAGUGAAAAUCCUCGCAAUGUCCUCGAGGACACACCUGAUGGACUUGUUCAGUUAUUUAACAAUGGACUCCUCCUCUUGGCUAUGUUUGGAACAUUUGUCAGCAUUGCAUUCUUCAACUUUGCCGGUGUUAGUGUAACGAAAGAAAUGUCAGCAACAACCAGGAUGGUUUUGGAUAGUGUGAGAACUCUGGUCAUUUGGGUUAUUGGCCUUGCUUUAGAAUGGCAAACAUUUAAUUACUUGCAGGUUAUUGGAUUUGCUUUGCUGUUGGUUGGCAUGUGUCUCUACAACAAUGUACUUCUUGAACCAGCCUUCAAGAGGUUCAUGGGUUACAUGAACAGACGUGCUGCCUCCACAGGACGCUUUGCCAGAAUGGAAGAGGAAGAAGCUGGUGUUUUAGAUAGCCAACGAGCUGAUAGAGCUACAGCUAACUAAAAAAAAUUAUACUUUUCAGUCUAUUCCUAUUCAAUUUGGCAAUCAAAUAUUGCAAAGGCACCUAAACAGAAGACAAGUGUUUCAUUCACAACAUCAGUAUGAUUUAUAUUUCUGGCCAGCUAUCUAUGCUGUCCACAUAAUCUCAAACAAUGAGCAUUUUCUAUUUCAGGAUGAGAACUUCUUAAUACCAGUUAUAAUUUUUCUUUGUUUAAAUGAUUGCAACUUCAUGUUGAGGGCCUUGAAAGACUGAUGGUAAAACAGUGAUCUUUUCAUUUUUGGACUUUUCUUAUUUCUGAACCAUUUAGAUCUGAGUUCACUGUGGCAAUUAAUCAAUUCCGUGGAAAAAAUAUUUUUGCUUCAAUAUAAACUUACUUGUUGCCAUUUAAUUCAUUUUAUAAGUACUGUAGUAAAUAUUGUGAUAUUGGCUCCUAUGAAUUUUUGUUUGUAGGAGCAUAAAUUGAAUCCUACCCUUUCUUGUACUAUGUAUAUUUUACUGACAUUAUUACUAAGUAAAGAAAUUUUCUCAUACAA
Messenger RNA from Frankliniella occidentalis (western flower thrips), 1928 nucleotides. It is a transcript of the gene Tango9, whose product is annotated as solute carrier family 35 member F6. Lineage: Eukaryota; Metazoa; Arthropoda; Insecta; Thysanoptera; Thripidae. Gene Ontology annotation, cellular component: intracellular membrane-bounded organelle; Golgi membrane. The coding region runs from base 231 to 1397 and encodes 388 amino acids. Gene Ontology annotation, molecular function: pyrimidine nucleotide-sugar transmembrane transporter activity. The record is from RefSeq and is a predicted model, not a curated record. The transcript is spliced from 9 exons. Gene Ontology annotation, biological process: pyrimidine nucleotide-sugar transmembrane transport.